UAUAUUUUGUUAUUUGAUGUAACAGUUAGUAUGCAUAAUUAUUUAUUUUUUACACAUUGAUAUUCCUAUAGAAACAAAAUUACAUAAUGAAGAAUAAUAUUUUUAAUGUUUCAACAAAAAACCAUAUUCAUUAUAAAAGUUUUAGGUUUGAAGAUCAAAAUGAUUUAUUUGGUUUCAAAGCAUCUAAAAGAAGGGUUCAUAUCAUCCAAGAAAACAAUAGAAUUUCUAAUUUAGAAGCUCAAAUUAAGUAUGCUGCAAACAGGGUAUUUAUAAACAAUGGUGAUUCUUAUCAUGGAAAAUACAUUAUACAAGAAAUCAGUCAAGUACUAUUCACAGACAUUGAGUACAUAAAUCUAGAUACCGAAUUAACUGAAAAAAAUACAGCCAAUGAUAAGUAUAAAGAUCAAGAGUUAAAUAGUACUUAUCAAGACUCACAAAAAAGUCAAAAUUCGAUUUUAAAUAAUACUUAUCAAGACUUACGAAAAAGUCGAAAUUCGAUUUUAAAUAAAUCUAUCAACAGUAUGAAAUCAGUGUCUGUUGAUAAAGAUCUUCAAGUAAACAAUGUUUUGGAUAAAGUAUACAUUGAUGAGGAGGUAGAUAAUGAAACUCCAGAAAAACAAUUUAAAUACAUAAGAAACAUUGAAGUCCAACCAAUGUAUAACAUACAUAAACCUACUAUAAAAGUAAAUAAGGAAGAUGUUGAAGAAUACAAAUAUGAUAUAGUAACUACAGUAAAAAAUAAAUUGAACAUCGAUGAUGAAAGAUAUAAAUACUUGAAAAAUGUGAAAAAAAUUAUUAUUUCAAAUAACAAACAAUUAUUAAUGAAAGAAAUACAAAAAUGUGCAGUAGUUGUGUAUGACAUAUCAUUGGCUAAAAAUCAAAUAACUGAAGCUAGUAUAGCAUUACAUAGUAUAAUAGAAGAAAUUAAAUAUAUAAAAUGUCAUCCAAAAAGUGUUGUAGCAAGACAAAGUGGGAUUAGAGUUUUUAUACUUAUAUCAAGUAUACAAACAUGGGCUUUGACUAAAAACAAAUAUACAAGUCCAAUUACACAAGAUGAUUAUAAGGAUCGUAUUUGUCAUCCAAAUUUUCAAUCAUUCUAUGAUAUGGAAAAUUGUAUAUUAUUAUUAAAUGAUAAAUACAGUGGAUAUUUUUAUGGAAUAAUCUUAGCACCAGGUUUAGUCUAUGGUCAAGGUGAGCACAUAUUAAAAUACAUAUAUAAAAUGGUUUUUAGUGAUGCAGAACAACUAUUGGUUCCAAAAGAAGACAAUAAUUUACCUAUAAUACAUGUAGAAAAUCUAGCAAAAAUUGUUAAAAAUCUGGUUGUGUAUUAUGAUAAAGUGACAAAACCAUACAUAGUUGGCAUUGAAACUGCUAAGAUUAGUUUACGAAGUAUAACCAAGUGUAUUAUAAAGCAAACUCAAAAAAAAAAUUAUGUAUACUGUGAUUACAUAAGUUUAUGCCUAAAUUCGAGGAUUACUCAAACUGUCUAUGACAUGAUUACUAUGUCCAUUCAAAUAGUUCCUGUUAUUGAUAAUUACAUAACACAGUUUAUGGGAUUAGACAAGUCUAUUCCCCGGAUUUUUACUGAAACCAAAACAUUAAUCUCUGAAUAUCACAACAAAUAUUCUAAAAAGAAAAACAUUAUCAUCAACGGACCACUUGAAAUUAUAAAUUUUGCAGAAAAAUUAGCACAUACUUAUAAUCUUUACUUUGUCGAUCUAAUAACAAUUAGCAAAGAAUUUUUCAAUAUAUUAGAAAAUAGUGUUUACGAUAUUGAUUCAAAUUGGUUACAAAAUUUAAGUAAUAAUAAAUUAAUUAAUAAAACGGUUUCAACAAUUAAUAACUCGUCACUGCAAAAUUUAGAUAUACUACUUAAUAAGUCUAGUAAUAAGUUUGAAGAAAAACAUUUAGAUAAUCUACCAACAUUUGGCAACAAACAAUUAUUGGAAGAGCAAAAAAAACAUUUUAAAGACUAUGGUAGAAUUUCUGAUAAAUAUUUAUUACCAUUUAUAAAAAAUAAAAUAUUAAAGAAUAAAGUGAAUAAAUGUGGUUAUAUAAUUGCUAAUUUUCUUGAAAAUAUUGAACAAGCUCAAAAUCUUUUUGAUUUGAAGCACUUUGAAUCCAAAAAAGAAAAUGAUUUACAAUUAAAUGAAAAUGAAAUAUAUCCAACAAUCAUCAUUGAUGUAAUUAUGGUUGGAAAAAAUGUUAUGAGGAAAAUCGUGUAUAACUCGGAAACAGAACAAAUAAACUUAAACUCAAAAUUAGUGUGUGAUGAUGUAUUAGAUAAACUACUAGAUUGGCCCUCGCUAGAUUCUAAAUAUACAGAAAGCGAAAUUAUGAAACAUAUUUUGGAAAAUGAUCACAUAGAAAUAAGAAAAAAUCGUAACUUAGUUGAUUAUUUAGAAGUUUUGUUUAAACCAAAAAUAUAUAAAGAGUAUUUAUUAAUAACUCAAAGUAAUUGCUUAUUUGUUGAUCAAAGAGAAUUUGAUAAACUGUUUGAUUCACUUUUAAUAAACAUGCCGGCAAAAUUAAAAGUUAAUGAAGCUGAAAACAAAGUAUGUGACAUAAAAGAUAUGAUCAAUAAAACGUAUGUCAUUCAUCCAACAAUGAUUAAAAAUAAAGAUUUAGCAAUGGAAGAAGAUAUUUAUGAAAAAAAUCUAGCUCAAUUGUUGAAAGACUCUACUAUUAAAAAAGAAGAACAUUUUUCAUUACAAAAUACUAAAAUAAUAGAUUUUCUAAUUAAAUGUGUAAAUCCUUUAUUGAUAAAUGGAAUAUUGGAAAUUAUGAAAAAUACGCCAGAGGAUCCCAUUGAUUUUUUGGUAGAAUAUAUUUAUAACCAUAAUAUGUACAAUCCAUGUGUUUCUUCACCACCAUUGAAUAAAAAACCAAAAGUAGCUAAGAGCCUCAACAAACACCUGUUGUGAUUUACAAAAUAUCAAUAAGUAUUUUUAUUUAUU
Messenger RNA from Aphis gossypii (cotton aphid), 2957 nucleotides. Its product is annotated as adenylate kinase 7-like. Bases 87 to 2924 code for a protein of 945 amino acids. The transcript has 17 exons. The record is from RefSeq and is a predicted model, not a curated record. Lineage: Eukaryota; Metazoa; Arthropoda; Insecta; Hemiptera; Aphididae.